Messenger RNA from Monopterus albus (swamp eel), 4672 nucleotides. RefSeq names its product dynein, axonemal, intermediate chain 1, paralog 2 (gene dnai1.2). Gene Ontology annotation, cellular component: outer dynein arm. The record is from RefSeq and is a predicted model, not a curated record. Lineage: Eukaryota; Metazoa; Chordata; Actinopteri; Synbranchiformes; Synbranchidae. Gene Ontology annotation, biological process: cilium movement; outer dynein arm assembly. The coding region runs from base 198 to 2237 and encodes 679 amino acids. Gene Ontology annotation, molecular function: dynein heavy chain binding; dynein light chain binding. The transcript has 19 exons.
UCUUUGAAUGACUGUGCGAGAGGGUCGGUUGUCUUGGCAACCUAUAUACAGCAGCAAUGAACUUCCGGAAAGCAAGUAUUCUUGUGUUUUUAACUAAUUAAAAGUUUUUUGUUUUAUUUUAUGACCAUAGAAUUUAUAUUGACCAGUACCAUAUAGCUACAUUGUUGGUUACGGCUGCAAACCGGACUCUUGUUGCAAUGCCCCGUUCUAACAAUAACGCUGGAGCACCUGUGAGAAAGGAUGAGGAAGAAGACCUGUAUAUGGCUGAGGGAUUGGAUGAGUGGCCUCAUGGGAAAACACUUAUGAAACCUGCAGAUCAACUGGAGCUCACUGAGGCUGAGCUGAAGGAGGAAAUCACAAGGAUCCUGACUGCAAACAACCCACAUGCCCCCCAAAAUAUUGUCCGCUACAGCUUUAAGGAACGUUCCUACAGGCCUACCACCAUUGUAGAUCAGAUGGCUGUUCACUUUGUCUUGGAGGGUAGUCUAGUGCAUCAAGACUCUGAUGAGGCUCGUAGGCUGAAGGCCAAAGAGAGUCUCCCAGAAGAGACUGAAAAGGUUGACAUUGGAGCAGAACCUGAUGAGGAAAAUCCAGAAAUCCCGGCCACACCUGUAGAGGACGGAGGUGAAGUGGAGGAAGUGGGAGUGGAGGACAGACCAGACAGUGUUGCCUCCAAAACUGACAAGCAGGAACCAAAGCUUACUAACCAGUUCAACUUCAGUGAGAGGGCCUCCCAGACCCUCAAUAACCCACUGAGGGAAAGAAGCUGCCAGACUGAACCUCCUCCACGCAGCACCUUCUCUGGCACCGCUAAUCAGUGGGAGAUCUAUAUUGCAUACGUGGAGGAGCUGCAGAAACAAGAAAAAAAUAAAGAGAAGCAGAAAGCUGUACCAUCAAAGAAAGAUAAUGACCAAAGCAAGAAGAAGAUGAUGUUGAUGGAGACUCAGACUGAUGAUAUCACUAAAGUGGGAAAAGCAUCCAAGAUCUUUGAACGAAUGGUCAAUCAGAAUAUCUUUGAUGACAUAGCACAAGACUUCAAAUACUUUGAGGAUGCCUCUGAUGAGUUCAGGGACCAGGAGGGCACCCUUCUGCCUUUGUGGAAAUUCCAGUAUGACAAAGCCAAAAGACUGUCUGUCACUGCCCUCUGCUGGAAUAACAAAUAUCAGGACCUGUUUGCUGUGGGAAUGGGAUCAUAUGACUUCAGUAAGCAGGGCCGUGGCAUGCUUGUCUUCUACUCACUGAAGAACUCUGCAUUUCCAGAGUAUAUCUACCCCACCAACUCUGGCGUCCUGUGCCUCGACAUCCAUGAACAGCACUCCUCCCUGGUGGUGGUAGGCUUCUAUGACGGCUCUGUGGCUGUCUACAACCUGAAAGAGAAGGGACUGGAGCCUGUGUACAAGAGCACAGCUAAGACUGGCAAACACACUGACCCUGUCUGGCAGGUACGCUGGCAGAAGGAUGACAUGGACAACAACCAUAAUUUCUGCUCUGUGUCAUCUGAUGGACGAGUUGUGUCUUGGACACUUAUUAAGAACGAGCUGGUUUUUACAGACAUUAUCAGACUGUCACUGAAUGGUGCUGUCUCUGAGGGGCCGGAAAGUGCACAGCAGCCCAGCAUCGCCUGUGGUACAUCAUUUGACUUCCAUAAACAGAUCGACUAUCUCUUUCUUGUUGGCACUGAGGAUGGGAAAAUACACAAGUGCUCCAAGACUUACUCGAGCCAGUUCCUGGAGACCUAUGAUGCCCACAGCAUGGCAGUGGAUACUGUAAAGUGGAACCACUUCCAUCCAAAGAUUUUCAUCUCUUGCAGUUCAGAUUGGACUGUGAAGAUCUGGGACCACACCAUCAACACUCCUUUGCUGACCUUUGACUUUAUUGCAGCAGUUGAAGAUGUUGCCUGGGCUCCAUAUUCCUCCACUGUAUUUGCUGCUGUCAUAACAGAUGGAACUGUUCAUGUUUUUGAUCUAAAUGUCAACAAGUAUGAGGCUAUCUGCCAGCAGCCAGUGGUGGCCCAAAAGAAGACCAGGCUGACUCACAUUGAGUUUAAUCCCAUCUAUCCUAUCAUCAUAGUGGGCAAUGACCGAGGCUGUGUGACCAGCUUCAAACUUUCCCCUAACCUUCGCAAAAAUCCCAAGGCUAAGAAGGGUCAGGAGGUGCCUAAGGGUCCAGAAGUAGAAGUAGCCAAGAUGGAGAAGCUCCUCAGUCUGUUGAGGGAACCAGAGCAAAGUGCAGGUUAACACUGCCAUCACGGCUUUUCUCCCCAAUACAGCAACAUGGCACAACCUUUAUUCUCAUUUUGCACUCAUCUCAUUUCUUUGGUUCUAUGGGUGGAAAUGUAAAUGACAUAACAAGAAAACAAUUUGUAUAUGGUCUUCUAAAAGUUUUUUUCUGAUCUUUUUAAUAAAUCAUUCAUAUUCAGUUUAUAAUGCAUUUAUUUAUACUGCAGUACUGGAUACAUAUUAAACAGGCAACAUUAGAAUUCCAUUUGCUUGGUUGAUCUUUUCUGCAGGAUUUAUUAAACCCAUUCUCUUUGUAUUGUACAAGUUGAUUAGGCUAAAAAAUGGGGGAGGGGAUAAAUUAGUGUAAUAUAUUGUUCAGUUAUGGACCAUAUCCAGACAAUCUUGGCUGGCACACGCCAUGCCGGGCACCUGUCCAGGGAUGAGCUAGGAGUGUUUUAAGUUCCCAUCACUGAUUUUUGAUUUAUAGUGGUGUCUGCAUUUUUUUUUUUUCUUGCCUUUUUCUCCAUUCGUCUCCAUCUUACUGUGAGCUUGUCUGCCCUUCACAUCUUCCUGCAAACACAUGCAGUGCUGUCUGACCUUCAGUGUGAAUUAUUACUGAUCUUCACAAGCUUAGUUAGUGUAGGGCUUCACUUUUUUUCAGACAAUGUGGAAUAAAUGAUUGUGGCAAUGGGGUAGUAAUGAGAAUACAGCUGUGACAGUUACCUCAUUACUGCAGUAAUAGGAGGCAUACUGCAAGAUUAGCUAUAGAACCUUUUGUUCUACUGUUUACCAGGUUUGUUUAUGUUGCCCUUUUGUCGAUUGUUGUAGCUGCAUGGAUCACAUUUGGCUUGUGUCGAAGAGCGGCCUGGCAGUUAGAAAGUGCACUUCCAAAGCAAAGGUUGCAAUUAUAGUACAACACCUGUAGUAUGUCCAGAGCAAAAUGUCACCACCGACUGAACAAUGUAGCAAAAACGCCUUCUGUGCAAGCACGUUCUUACGUAUAAUAAGUAUGUAGCACUCCAGGACUUAUUUUUUGGUCAGAUGUUGUACUGUAGUAGCUUUUUUCAAUAACUGUGGUCUCUUUCUUUGUCCACAUGUUCUUUAGUAAUUAAUUUUAAUAGAAUCAUCUUUUUUAAUUUACCAGGCUUCCUCUAAAGGCAGUAAGUGACUUUUUGCUCAUAUUAUAUCAUGUUUCAUGGUUGCCUUGUAUUCUUGUCUACUGAGGCUAUUUUCAGGUUAAAAAUGGGUGUUUCUGCAUCUUUUACAAUAGUAGAAUAAAUGCAACGAACAAUUCCAAGAGCUUCUCUAAAAAUUGUUGAAGUGUUUCUGGAUAGUUUCUUUAGAGCGAGUAUGCAUAUAAUUAGUUGCUUUUACAUACAAUUUUUAUAUUAUUCUGAUGACAAGUUAUUGUUUGUAGAAAAAUGAGCCAAUCCCAACAUAAAUGUACUGUUUUUAUCCCAUUCAUCUCAUGGUUGUGGUUGAGCUGGAUGUUGCCACUGCAUUUUUUUUUUUUACUACAACUGGGAUAUGCUACAGAACAUUUUCUAAUACUACACAUACAGUAGCAGCUCUUAUUCUCAUACGAGCAACAGCGAUAUAUUCUGAAACCCUUUCUUACUUCUUAGUCCAUACAUAGUUUUACUAUGUCAGCUAACAUUCCUGGAGGUAUUGUAAAGUUUAAAAUACAAAUAACCUCUACAGCACGUCUUGCCGAACUGUACGUCGCAGCACCAACAAUACAAGUUAAAUGCUUAAGUAUUGAUUAUGUGUGCUGGGAUGUGGGGGAACAUGGGCAGUUUCUGUGUGCGGUCUGUGAUUCAGUCAAGAGUGAGUAGGCCAUCGCGGACAGCAACGAGCAGAUGUCAGUGUGAGGGCUGUAUUGAAGAGGACACACAUCUAAACUAAGCCUCUCUAGUUCUUAUGUAACACUCUCAACAAGGCACUAUGCCUCACAGAUCGCUGGUAUUUAUGAGUGACAAUGACACACAUACUCCACAUGGACUCAAGUCUCUGUUCUCAACAACAGAUUGUUUUUUCUUUUUUAUGGGAGAGUAUGAAAUAGGAGGAUAUAUUUAGAAACCUCCAACAACAGGUUGCUCUUUGCGUACUGCACAUUCCUUUCUCUCAGUCUCUGCAUAACCUGCAUCCAUCAGUGGCCAUGUCCUUUUCAUUACACAGUGUGUGUGUUAAAUGUAUACAUUCAUAUUGGCAUUCCUUCAUGCACUUGGUCAACCCAAGAACAAGAUCUGAGAAGUGAUAGCUGCUUAAAAAUAAUUCCUUCACUCCACUACAGUUCAUCUUUUGCUAUGAUCAGAUUGACAGCUGACUUUUACAACUGCGAAGCCAGACAAGGCAGAUUAUUGCUUGCAGUCAGUUCCAGUGCCCCCUCAGUCGCCUCUCCUGUGUAGGAGUGCACCAAGGACAUCACUCUUUGCUACAUUUGAUUCAUCCUU